AUGUUUGCUCGGCAUAUGACAUCACUCCUUCAAAUAUUCCUCCUGCCUCUUCCCUCCCGUCCCCACAACCUCUGCUCAGCCCGCAGCAGCAGCAGCUCCUCCCGGCUGUGCUCUUUGUAGUUUAGCUGGAGCUAAGUUCCACGUCCGUACCGAAGCAGACGCGGGCAGUUAGCCGACACACACGCCGCUCCGUUACAGCUCCUCUCCCGGGGUUGUUGAAAAGGCGCCUUCUUCACUGGGCUUUCAGUGCGUGGAAACACGAGCGGGAGUGGAGAAGUGGACCGAGCUGAGUCGGGCGUGGUAUCUUAGGAGGAGAAAAUCCCCUCUUCACCGCCGUUAGCCAAACUUCCAGAAGUAGCAUCUCCAUCUUUAUCCACGAUGUCGCUGUCGGUGCCGCAGAACGGAGUGAAGGCGGACACAGAACCCGUUAUCGAGCUCUUUGUGAAGGCGGGAACCGAUGGAGAGAGCAUCGGGAACUGUCCCUUCUCUCAGAGACUCUUUAUGAUCCUGUGGCUCAAAGGAGUCGUCUUCAACGUCACCACCGUGGAUCUGAAGAGGAAACCGGCGGACCUCCAGAAUCUGGCUCCAGGCACUCACCCGCCCUUCAUCACCUUCAACGGCGAGGUCAAGACUGAUGUCAACAAGAUCGAGGAGUUCCUUGAGGACGUUCUCUGCCCACCAAAGUACAUCAAGCUCGGAGCUCGACACCCUGAGUCCAACACAGCUGGUAUGGACAUCUUUGCCAAAUUUUCUGCGUACAUCAAAAACUCCAAACCUGAUGCAAAUGAGGGUCUGGAGCGCGGCCUGCUGAAGACGCUGCAGAAGCUGGACGAGUAUCUGCGAUCCCCCCUGCCUGACGAGAUCGACCACAACAGCAUCGAGGACGUCAAAGUGUCCACUCGCAAGUUCUUGGACGGAGAUGAAAUGACUCUGGCUGACUGUAACCUGCUGCCGAAACUGCACAUAGUCAAGGUGGUGGCCAAGAAGUACAGAGGCUUCGACAUCCCCAAAGAGAUGACGUCCAUCUGGAAGUACCUGAACGUCGCCUACACACGGGAGGAGUUCACCAACACCUGCCCCAGUGACAAGGAGAUCGAGAUCGCUUACGCAGACGUAGCCAAGAGGCUGGUCAAAUAAGCUCCUCCUCCUUCCUCCUUCCCCCUCCCGCUCCUCCCCUACCUGCUCCUCCAGCCACUCCAUCACCUCCCUGUCUACGCUCCUCCCCUCUCACCCGUCGUCUCUCUCUGUAGCACCAGGACUGAUGUGCUCUUUCACAGAAAAUGAUAAACUUUGGACUUCAUCUAGAGUAACCUCCCAGCGCACCAAUCCUCAGCACUCGCUACUUCUUUUUUUUUUUUCCUCCUUGAAUUUCAGUCGUUGGUCCAGCAGAGGUCACAGCUGCUCCACCUUGAGUUGCCUUUGUUUCCUUUCAUUUACUGAUAAAUGUUGUCAGGAGUCAAACCCAAAACCCACGCCCUGAUAAGUGACCUUGAGACGUAGCUUCCCCGUGCGGAAAGGUCAUUAGGUGUCGUUCGUUAUCCUUAUUUGUUUUAUAUUAAAGUUGUUAUUACUUUGCAAUGAAAAUGAAUCACUGAGACGCUGUCUUUCCUUUUUUUUUUUCACGCUCGUUUCUUGACUUCCUCCUUGUUAAGAAUCCACGUAAACAGUGUUGUUAUUUUUUUUUUUUUUGGCUCAGUUUAAGUAGACGCUGAAGCGAAGCCUAACUCGAGUGGUUGACAUAUCAAGGAAAAGAUGCUUUAUAUUAAUGUUCAAAAAUAAUUCAAAAAUAAUUGUAACCACAGGUAGCGCUACCUGGUGUCCAUACUCUGAUUUCAUCAAUACGUGUUUCGUAGCUUAGCAACGUAGGACGUUAUCUGUAACAGCUGAAGAAGUAACAACUCAGGAAAAAUAUAUAUCCUGAGACGACAACGACGACAAAUACAGCGUGUAACUUAAUGUAGCUAAAACACAAGUCGGGGCGUGUGGACGGCCACUUUUCUACAUCACCAUGAAACCUUUUUUCAAGAAAACAUACAUUUGACGGCAGACCAAAACAGAGUGCCAGCGUGGAGUGCCAGACUCCGGGGUUUAAAGAAGGACAGGAACCACAGACGCAGUCAGUUCUCUCAGACCGUACACCAGUGUGAGGCACCGACACUGAAGAUAUUUGUGAUGAAACAAAUCAAGGAGCAUAUCAUUGAAAUAUACUGUGUAUGUGAUUGAUUGUCCCUCUCUUCAGUCAGUUAAGAGAUUGAUUCUGUUUUCUCCCAUUUGUUUUUUUUUUAAAUGAACUUAAUGGCUGAAAAAAAGAACACCAUCAGGACUUGUAAAUAUUUCUUUUUUUUUUUCAGAAGAAUGUGUAAAUUUUAUACAUGCCAUCUGAAUUAUUGAGGGAAACGAUCCAUUCGUUGGCUGCUUGGAUUUUAAUUCUUGGUUGUAAUCGACUGGCCUUACUUGUUUUCUCCCUGCAGAGGUUUUGUAGCAGGAAGUUAAUUAAUUCCUUCGCAGAUAAAUUCAUUUCAACAAAGGUGAUUUUCUGCAAAGAAUAUAUCCAAGCUACGUUGUGGCUUUUUUUUUUUUUUUUUAACUGACUGAAUUGAAAUAAAGACCUUAUUGGC
Cynoglossus semilaevis (tongue sole) is the source of this 2618-nucleotide messenger RNA. It is a transcript of the gene clic4, whose product is annotated as chloride intracellular channel 4. Bases 379 to 1137 code for a protein of 252 amino acids. The transcript is spliced from 6 exons. The record is from RefSeq and is a predicted model, not a curated record. NCBI's taxonomy places the organism in Eukaryota, Metazoa, Chordata, Actinopteri, Pleuronectiformes, Cynoglossidae.